AUGCAACCCAAGUCGGAUCCCCGAAAACCUAGAUCUCGCGCCAAAGGUGGGCCCGCCUUUGUUUUCGUUGACACUACCGAGUGCCUUGCUGGCGGGCCACAUAACGAAGAUUCGAGAGUUCUCAUCAGACGGCAAGCUGCACGGUCAGGUCGCAAACACCAGCGCACGCAAACUGUGGAACAGGACCAGAAUGAUACCCAGGGAGGAUCUGAAGCAUUGGUGCUCCGGGGAGUCGCUGUGAAGCGCGUAGUCCCCACAGAAGACGAUGACAGUGUUUAUCACUCCAUUGCCCCGCAGCCCUCACUCACUGGGUAUGAGGCGUUGAGGGUGAAGUUUAAUUUUGACAUUACCUAUCUCGCAAGCUUUACAGAUGUCGAUUUAGGGAAAACAGCAGCCCUUGCUAUACAGAAACAGCCAACUCUGCUUUUGAGCCUUCUCCAGCAACGACCGUUCUCGUUCCUCAGCUUCCUCCCCGGUCGUUAUGGCUCCAGCGCUUGCCUUGACGAUGCCAUGAACUGCCUUGCUGCACAGGCCGGUAAUUUGUUUGGCUGUGCGACAAGAACGUCUACUAUAUCCGCCCUCUACGGAAAAGCUUUGAGAAGCUUGCAGCAUGCAAUUACUGAUGCUAAUCUGUGUAGGGAGGCUGAUGUCUACUGCGCAACGCGGCUUUUGACACUUUAUGAGUUGAUCAGUCCGCCUAAAUCGAAUCACUGGGUUCUUCAUAACCGCGGGGGAAUAAAAUUGCUUGAAUCGAGGGGGCCCGAGAAUCAUCAAACGACAUUUGACCGAAUGCUUCUAAAAAGUGUGGCGCCAUCUAUCCUCUUAGACGAAAUGUAUCAAAUGCGAGACUCCAGCAUGUUCGAAUUACCUGAAUGGCAGUCCGUCUUCGAAUAUGCAUCAGCGUGCGAAGCAGACCAUGACGCAAGUCUUUGGUGGGAGUUCUUUCGACUCGUCUGCUUCGUCACGGGCGUUGUAACUGAAAUGAGAAGCAUUUUCACAGCCCCGAUUACCCAGUCCGAGUAUUCAGCAAGAUCCUUGAAAGUCCUCAACCGAGCAAGAUGGGUACGGAAAAUGUUCCAAGACGGCCACGCCCGUUACCGAACGAGAGAGCCAUAUCCCUUAUCCCUCUUCGAUCUUCCUCUUACACCGGAAUCACCCGACCGUAUUAGACUCCGUGGGUUCUACUUUCACCCAUCGAUGCAAAUUUGUCGGGCAAUUACAACUAUUUCACCGGACGAGACGGAGCGCGCUGCGGCAGAAGCCGAGGCACAAACGUUAGCAGCGCAGGCGUUGUUGAUUCAACACACGACUGUUCAGCUGGCUCCGGUCAUGUCGUGGUAUUUCACGCAAAAGAAUCCCUUUGCCCAUUCUAUUAUAAGGACGAGGGCGGAAUGGGCAUCUCAUAGCAAACUACCGUGGGAAGUGCUACGGGAUGACCUGGCGCAGCGGUGGUUGAAGUGGCAUUAUUCUUGGAGGGUGACACAUCUUUCUGAAUCGCUGAUGGCGGAUUCUGAUUAA
Aspergillus puulaauensis is the source of this 1518-nucleotide messenger RNA. RefSeq lists its product as uncharacterized. The transcript has 3 exons. NCBI's taxonomy places the organism in Eukaryota, Fungi, Ascomycota, Eurotiomycetes, Eurotiales, Aspergillaceae. The coding region runs from base 1 to 1518 and encodes 505 amino acids. The record is from RefSeq and is a predicted model, not a curated record.